Molecule: messenger RNA, 1541 nt
Organism: Drosophila arizonae
Lineage: Eukaryota; Metazoa; Arthropoda; Insecta; Diptera; Drosophilidae
Product: cGAS-like receptor 1
Source: RefSeq, a predicted model, not a curated record
UCAGUUUUAUUCUUUGCCACGUUAAGAUCAGCAAAAUAAGAAGUAGUCAAUCAUGCCAUUUCUGGAAUCCCGUUUGAAUGACGCGCACGGAAAGCACAUAAAUAUUGAUCGUGAUCGCCCAGGGUUUACAAGACAUUACAACGUUCUGCGAGAUACUAUCUACAAAGGACUGAAGGCGGUGGCGCCAUUCGACAAGUGGCUAAAUGGCCACAAACUGGGCGGAAGUUAUGGCGAUAAUUUGAAGAUUACAAUGCCUGAUGAAUUCGAUUUGGUAAUUCACUUGAAGUUUCCCGAAAACGAAAGGAUUACUGUGAAAAAGGAUCCCUGUAGACCUGGCAAUGUUAUUUUAAACAUGACAGAAGUGUUAAAAAUCCUAAAGAACCAGGAUCACAAUAGAGUCACAUAUACACAUUUGAUCAAAUUGGUUUCAUCGAAAAAUGAGCUUAUGGAGCAUAAGCUUCAGGCUUUGAUCACGAGUGCCAUGACAAAGGUGCUUAAUGGCAUGGAAUAUAAGAUUAAUGUGGAUGGUAAUAUCACGGAGGUGACGUAUAGGAGAUGUGGGCCGGCGCACACGAUGUUCAUUGACACAAAGGAUAUCAAAUAUUCGGUGGACUUUGUGCCAGCCAUUAAGCUAAAUGCAAGCCAAAACAUUUUGGGUGAAGAGGAACUUAAGUACUUUGUUAAAAAUGGGUUUUGGGAGGCGAUUCCGAAACCUUUAAAGCCCAUCGAUCCGAACAAUGUUUCAUUCCGUGCCUCCUACUAUGACUCUGAGCUACUUAUGCUCAAGGAUAAACACAAGCUGAAGGAAGUCAUAAGAUUUAUGAAGAAAUUUCGUGACAAUAAGCAAAAUAUGAGCAACUUGAAAAGCUAUUUCAUAAAGACUGUUUUGCUUUGGCAAGUUAAGGAAAAGCCCUCGGAUUAUUGGAGAACCUCUCAGCUUAAGGAUGUGCUGAUACAAAUGCUCAGAAAGCUAAAUACGUCUUUGGCCACGUCUGGCCGCUAUGGAAAAUUACCUUUCUUCUGGGAUCCCAAACUGGACUUGUUUGCCACAUUGACAGACACCCAGCGCUACGGUAUGUUUAACUGCAUUACGGGGGUGAUUUAUACGCUGGAGCGUGCAGAUGGCAACUUGACGAAUGACAUCGAUAACUGUAUUAAAUUGAUAUUCAACACGCCAGCGGAGAAGCCAAUACUAUUCGUGAGGCCAAGUUCAUCUGUAGAACAGGAGCAGCAGCAGCGGCAGCAGCAGCAGCAGCAGCAGCAGCAGCGGCAGCAGCAGCAGCAGCAGCAGCAGCAGCAGCAGCAGCGGCAACAGCAGGAGCAGGAGAACGAGGGAGCAAGUCUUGCCCAAAUUGGGAUAGCCGCUGUGGCCGUUGGUGCCCUUGCCAUCGGCGCCUUUUCCUAUUUUAGGAGCACAAGGUCAAGGACCGAUUGAGAUUUCUCACUGAGAUGUGCUUGUAGAUGUACGCGUGAUGUCCUUGUCUAUUAAGUCGUUUACAAUCCGCCGCCGGAGCGAUCGACGCUGAUCUUCUGCUUCAGAU